AUGGGCAAGAAAGCUGCGGUGGAAGAAGAUGAGAGAAAACUUCGCAUCGCCAUCGUGAGCACGGAUCGCUGCAAGCCCAAGAAGUGCAAGCAGGAAUGCAAAAAGUAUUGCCCCGUCGUGCGAACGGGAAAGCUUUGUGUGGAGGUCAGCAAGGAUUCCAAAAUCAGUUGGAUCUCCGAAUCGUUAUGCAUCGGCUGUGGCAUUUGCGUGAAGAAGUGCCCUUUCGAGGCCAUCAACAUCAUCAACCUGCCAAAGGAUCUAUCCAGCCACACAACCCAUCGAUACGGCCCGAAUAGCUUCAAGCUCCAUCGCUUGCCUACACCGCGUGCAGGACAAGUGCUGGGCCUCGUGGGAACAAAUGGCAUUGGCAAGUCCACUGCUCUCACAGUGCUCGCUGGAAAGUUAAAGCCGAACCUGGGCCGCUUUGACAAUCCUCCAGAUUGGCAGGAAAUUAUCCAGCACUUCAGAGGAAGCGAGCUGCAGACGUACAUCAAGGGCCUUCUCGAAGAUCGCCUUAAGGCGAUGAUCAAGCCUCAGUAUGUAGACAAGAUUGCCAAGCAAAUCGCGGGCACUGUGUCUGACAUUCUGAGCAAGAAAGAUGAGAAGAAAUCUCAGGUCUCAUCAGGAAGUCCAAAGCUGAAAGGAGAAGCCCCCAACAUCCCCAACUUAAUACCCGAGAAGGAAGGAAAGAGGCAUGUCAAGAUCACGUUCUCGUGGUCCCUGACUGACGGUUCCAGGAACUUGUCGCAGCAAACAGAGUCUCAAAGCUACUGGCUCCUACUGGAUGCUGUCGAGUUGUCCCGUGUGGACAAAGAGAAGUUUUGUCAAGAGCUCGAGCUCAUGCACUUGCAGGAACGCGAGAUCAAGGACUUGUCUGGUGGAGAGCUUCAGCGAUUUGCAAUCGCAGUUCUAUGCGUGCAAGAUGCGCAAGUGUACAUGUUCGACGAGCCAUCUUCAUACCUGGACGUCAGGCAACGUAUCGCUGCUGCUCAGGUCAUCCGAAGCCUGCAGACGACGGACAACUACAUCAUUGUUGUCGAGCACGAUCUGGCUGUUUUGGACUACCUUUCCGACUUCAUCUGCUGUUUGUGGGGAUCUGCUGGCGCCUAUGGAGUCGUUACGAUGCCCUUCAGUGUCCGCGAAGGCAUCAACGUUUUUCUCGAUGGCUUCAUCCCCACGGAGAAUCUAAGAUUUCGAGAGGUCUCCUUGACCUUCAAAGUCAGCGAAGACCUGGACCCCUCGAAACUGGAUCGCAUGCACAACACGGAGUAUCCAGACAUGUCCAAGCUGAUGGGCGACUUCAGACUAGACAUCAAGGCACGCGGUGUGCGCAAAUCAUUGGCGCUAAGUCUUCGGGCUGUUGUGUGGGGCUUGCUGGGGUCUGGUCAAAUCCUUCGGCAUCCUUCGGCCAUGGGGCGCAUCCUUCGGCGAUGGGGCAGAGUAUCGACAUGUACUGAAUGUUCUUGCACGAUGCAGCCAGUAUGCCAUAGCGCGCAGUUCGUGGCCUAUGGAGAAAGACGAGUGUGGUGUCCGCAAGCAGUUGUCAGGGACAGCUCCAGACAGACAACAAAAGCACCUCGAUAG
This is a messenger RNA of Symbiodinium natans, 1584 nucleotides long. Lineage: Eukaryota; Dinophyceae; Suessiales; Symbiodiniaceae. The record is from the annotation of a GenBank genome assembly.